Molecule: messenger RNA, 7936 nt
Organism: Alosa sapidissima (American shad)
Lineage: Eukaryota; Metazoa; Chordata; Actinopteri; Clupeiformes; Clupeidae
Gene: celf1
Product: cugbp, Elav-like family member 1
Exons: 17
Coding region: 236-1861 (541 amino acids)
Biological process (GO): regulation of alternative mRNA splicing, via spliceosome; mRNA splice site recognition
Cellular component (GO): cytoplasm; ribonucleoprotein complex; nucleus
Molecular function (GO): mRNA 3'-UTR binding
Source: RefSeq, a predicted model, not a curated record
CAGCCAUUUUGCACUGUUCUCUUGCAAGACUGGGUAAGGCUGAUAGACAGUUGCCGUAUGAAGAUUAUUAGGCGAAACAAAUAGCUGAUAUAUUCAAAUCUACGCAACGUUUCAUCGUGGCAGUGCAUUUGGGUAACUCCUGACAGCCAUUUGCAAGUUUCAGUGCAAAGGAGCUGAGAGAAGGUCCUAUUCCAGAGGCAACAAGAGAAGCACAGGUGAUUGUCAAAGGCACUGGAUGGAUAGCGUGGAGGCUGAAACCCUGUACCUGUCCGCGGAGCAGCAUGGGCAGCAUGAGUGCGAGCUGCCCCUCUCUGCCCUGGAGGCUGCCGCCUCGGGCGGAUCAAAGAAGAUGAACGGAACCCUGGACCAUCCGGACCAGCCGGACAUCGACGCCAUAAAGAUGUUUGUGGGGCAGAUCCCGCGCUCCUGGUCAGAGGACCAGCUGAGGGAGCUUUUCGAGCCGUACGGCGCAGUCUACGAGAUCAACGUGCUCCGCGACCGCAGCCAGAACCCUCCGCAGAGCAAAGGUUGUUGUUUCAUCACAUAUUACACACGCAAAGCUGCAUUAGAAGCACAGAACGCCCUUCACAACAUGAAGAUACUCCCAGGGAUGCAUCACCCCAUCCAGAUGAAGCCCGCUGACAGCGAGAAGAACAACGCCGUAGAGGACAGGAAGUUAUUCAUCGGCAUGAUCUCAAAGAAGUGCAACGAAAACGAUAUCCGGCUCAUGUUCUCGCCCUACGGACAGAUCGAAGAGUGUCGGAUACUGCGAGGACCUGAUGGCUUGAGCCGCGGCUGUGCCUUCGUCACCUUCACAGCAAGACAGAUGGCCCAGUCAGCCAUCAAGUCAAUGCACCAGUCCCAAACCAUGGAGGGUUGCUCCUCCCCGAUCGUGGUGAAGUUUGCCGACACGCAGAAGGAUAAGGAGCAGAAGCGCAUGGCGCAGCAGCUCCAACAGCAGAUGCAGCAGCUCAAUGCCGCCUCCAUGUGGGGCAACCUGGCUGGACUCAACUCGCUGGGCCCCCAGUACCUCGCACUUUAUUUGCAGCUCCUGCAGCAGUCUGCCUCCUCUGGGAAUGCACUCAACAACCUGCACCCCAUGUCAGGUCUGAGUGCCAUGCAGAAUCUGGCAGCGCUGGCAGCAGCAGCGAGUGGCACACAGGCCACGCCCACAGGAAGCAGUGCGCUGACCACGUCCAGCAGUCCCCUCAGUGUGCUCACCAGCUCAGCGGGUUCCUCCCCCACCUCCAGCACUAACUCCUCUAUGAAUCCCAUGGCUUCUCUUGGAGCCCUGCAGUCUCUGGCCGCAGGUGCUGGGGCUGGCCUUAACAUGGGCUCUCUUGCAGCAGGCAUGGCAGCGCUGAACGGAGGUCUGGGCAGCGGAGGUCUGGGCAGCGGAGGUCUGGGCAGUGGAGGUCUGUCAAACGGCUCGGCCAGCACCAUGGAGGCCCUGACCCAGGCAGCCUACUCGGGCAUCCAGCAGUACGCGGCUGCCGCCCUGCCCAGCCUCUACAACCAGAGCCUGCUCUCCCAGCAGAGCAUGGGCGCUGCCGGCAGCCAGAAGGAAGCAAGCGGCAAUCAGAGCACCGGUCCUGAAGGAGCCAACCUGUUCAUAUACCACCUGCCCCAGGAAUUUGGCGACCAGGAUCUCCUGCAGAUGUUCAUGCCCUUUGGAAACGUCAUCUCGGCCAAGGUCUUCAUCGACAAACAGACCAACCUCAGCAAGUGUUUCGGCUUCGUGAGUUAUGACAAUCCUGUGUCGUCACAGGCGGCCAUCCAGUCCAUGAACGGCUUUCAGAUUGGCAUGAAGCGGCUUAAGGUCCAGCUCAAGCGAUCCAAAAACGACAGCAAGCCAUACUGAGCUUUGCCCUCUAAUGGACUUGGUUAGGAAUGUUGUUUUCUGCUUUGGUGCCAUAUUACAAGUUUGCUGUGUAACCGUUUGGAGUCCGAAGAAAAGGAUGUUGCACGAUGAAAUGCCAGUGGCCAAAACAAAUUUUCCCUGCUGAAAUUGCCCUCCCCCCUUCACCCAUCCAAACCCGAUGUGAAUCCUAAUAUCUCCCCCACCCCAAUCUCUGAACUAUUAUACGCAACCCCACCCACCCACCCCAAGCCCCUGUCUGCCAGCCAAAGCUGCUCUUGUAGUGAGACCAGGGAGUCCUGCGUCAUCACUGAGGUUAUGUCACAUGUUGAUCACUGUUCAGUAUCCAGUCUCACUGAAGCCUUUUCUUUCACUUUUCAUUUUGUUUUUGUUGUUUUUUUUUGGGGGGGGUGGGGGUAGAAUUAUUGCAAGGUCUGUUAGUAUUGUUUUUAAGACAUUUAAGAAAAUAUGUUUUAUUUAUUUAUUUAUUUAUUUAUUUGUUUGUUUUUUUUUUCUGCCUUUUUUUUAUAACAAGAAAACUUGAAGUCAUUUACAAAUUCAGAUCCAAGUUUUGGUUAUCACUUGUUAUGAAACCUUUUUAUGUGAAGAACACUGACAGUAUUGCUUGCGGUCAAGAUGCAGUAUGCAGCAUAACGUAAACCUAGCUGGUCUUAAGACCACAACUGCCAUAAUGGCUAAUUUUAAAGUAAAUGAGUAUUUCAAAAUGUACAUAGGUACCAACUCACACACACACACACACCAUCACUUACUGUUCAAAACAUUGGGACCCCAUUGGGACGGAGAGAACAGAUAAUGUAUAUAAACUAUUACUAUUCUAAUUAUGAUCAUUAUUGGUUAUUGUUAUUGACUCUUUUAAAGUACUACCCUGUCCUUAUGCACUGGCAGUAGCGAGCUCUUUCAUUGCUGCUGUGUACCGUUGCCCAUGUCUGAUGCUGCUUUGGACAAAAAAGAAGAUUCUAGAAAGAAGCCAGGCAGAUCUCUGGUGUUGGCUGUAUAGACUGAACUCUAACAUUUUUACUUUUACAUUCAAAACACUCGCUCGAACAUUCCUCACCUGUAAAAAAAAAAAAAAAACACCAACAAAAAAACCCUUCACCCACCCUCUUUUAAGACUAUGGUCCUCUUGCUGUCCAUUUGUGUUAACCUUCACCAGUAGCACCAGAUCAAGCGUUCCUAGCCAUGUUGCUGUCCACGCUCCUAGCAAUAACGACACCCAGGAAAGGAUGCUUACGAGUCCGCCCCUGAAAGGGUGGAGAAUAGGACGGGACAUACAGAAUGAACAAAUCGCUGCAAAAUCGACCCCUUAGUUAGCUUAUUGACCCCUCUUUGUUCUCCUCACAUUUUGAGGGUUUUGUUUGUUUAUUUGUUUGUUUUGAGGCCUUUGGUGCUUCAGUAAUAGGUCAUUCACAGCAAGAGCAGUUGGCUCUGCAUCUGCCUGGCAUCACCAGAAAAAUCACAUCUGCCAACACGUCCACUCAUAUAUUGCUAAUCUCAGUUUGGCAUUUCUGAUUGGUUCAGAAUGGUCUGAAGUAUAUUUUCAUUGGUCAAUUCUGUCAAUUAAAUGUUCUCAUAAACAGCAGUAAUCACCAGAGCUCUUAGACUGUCACAGUCAGGAGAGGAGUCUUUUUAUAAAACUGGUCUAGAAACAGUUGUCCAGAUGUAUAUUAAACUAUUAUGCCUUUUCUAUUUUUAUAGAGGUUUUAUACUUCUCCUGAUUACCAGGGUUAUUUAUUGCCUAAAUUAUUUAUCUGCAUUCAGAACGCAGUUGUUUGAAAAGUCAUUAAAACUUCAACAGUAUUUUGUAGAAUUCUAAUGUGACAUUUUGUGAUGACAUUCACAGAUUAUGUUCAGACUUGUUUGAGCCUUUUCAUUUCGCAGAGUGGUGCGUAUACUGUAUUCAUUUUUAUUUUGGUUCAGUGAGUGAACAGAACUACCCUCCUCCCCAGUUCAGACCUGAGCUCUCUUCGUACCCUUGCCCCCUACCCCCUCUCUUCAUACCCCUUGCCCCUCCCCCACCCCAACACUACCUCCUCCAAGCUGUCAGUGCUUGGGAGGUUAAGAGCCCAAGCUGCCUCCCAAGCCCACCUGUGCCUGUGUGAAAGCACCUUAAUAAGGUCCACUGCGAGAGACAGAAGGAGAGUCAGGAAAACCAAACAUGUCCCAGUUCAGGAUAAUGGCCUGAAUUGUGGCACAAUUCAAAGAUUUGAAUUUUGUGGGAGAACUGAUGGACAUUUUUCUGUCUUUUCUUCAAGGAAUGACUACUAGUAAUAAUAUCCGCCACCCUUUUGUUUUUAUCCUGAUUCUAAAGUUAAACCUUUUUUUCAACAAAGUACAGAGUCAUGUCGAAUACGCAGAGCUGGAAUUUAUAAAGAGCGGUCCUACAGCCAAAAGCAGUCGAGGACACAGUGCCAAACUCGGUCAAAAACGCUCUUCUGUUUACCACAUGAUAGGGGCUAUUCAUAUAGAAUUAUACAUAUAUAAAUAUAUAGUCUUAAUUAAAAGUUGUGUAACUUGAGAUGUACUUGUGAACAUUUGAGAUUUACGUCAGGUUUAGAGCUUAUUUAUUUAUUUAUUUAUUACACUGGAGUGUGUGUUUUGUUUUUCUCUCUUUCUCGUCUGUUUUGUGGUUCCGAGAUUGAAAGGCAACGUGCUUUGCUAAGAAGAAACAGUGCCCCAGUGUUUUUUGUGACGCUACCUGUAAGGGUAGUAUUGGGGAGGAAAUAAGACUACCCCAGUUUCCUACAAUCUAAUCUAAUCUUUGUGGCGUGUAUGUGUUUGUGUAUUAAUAUAUCCUCAUGGAGAAGUCCCAUACAAUUCAAAAUUUGAAGCACAAAAAAACCCCCAAAGCUAAGGAUAUUUCAGCUGCAACUGAAAACGGUUGUCGUCAUGACGACAGACUUCUGGCAGACUAUCGAAGCACAACAUGUUCCUCUUGCUGCUGCUGCUGCUGCUGCUGGUCUGUGGGUCACUGUCCUGCUGGUCUGUGGGUCACUGUCCUGCUGGCUGAUAUCCUGAAUCCUCAGUUUGAUAUUUUUAGCAAUCAGUGAAGUUGAGAAGUAUGAAUUAUUGUGAUUAUUAUUUUGAUGAUUAUUAUUAGUAAUUUCUUUUUCGGGGAUUUGGUUUUACUAGCUGUAGUUGUACCUGUGGCCCAAAUCGGGUAUGUUUUUAGCGCAGCCUUGUUCUGUGUGGUGUACGGCUCUGUGUGGUGUUCACUGUGGGCACAUAGUCUUGUGUUUUGUCUCUGUGGUGUCGUGUACUGUACAUUCUCAUCUUAACUGUUCGUCGGCAUGUCGUUCGUGUCGUCAUCCCCACCCCCACCCCCCACCCCUGUGAACUCCCCCACCCCCUCUCUUCUCUCCCACCCCCUCUCUUCUCCUUUGCCCCAUGUUGCAUUCAAUGUUAAGUGUUUUAGGUGAUGUGUGUAUGUGUUUCUCCCCUUCCCCUCCUUACCCCCAUUCUGCAAAGAUAAUCGUUUCUGAUUUUCUUUUUUCCUGUCUCCCUCUUUCCUCUUUUCUGUUGUGGCCUUAACCUCAGUUUGUUCUCCCUGUGUUUCUUUUUGUUUUUAUUCUAGAUCUCUCCGUGCCCGUCUGUUCAUCACUUGCCUAGCAUGUCGAUGUGACGUCAAAAGUUCAUCGUCCAGUCCGUUGUCCUCUGCGCUUCUCUGACGCUUGAAAUUUCACCUUUGACCCCUUUUUUGUUUAACUUUUGACGCUUAUUAAUUAUAAUAGUUUUUUGUUUGUGGAUUUUGUGUGUUCAUCUAUGUUGUUGUUUGUGCUGCCAAGGUGCAUUAGAAAGACUGCUAACUCUAUUAAAAAAUGUAUAAAGUUACAUGAGUAUUGUUACGAGCAAAAAAAAAAAAUCUAUUUUUCUAGAACUUCCGAACAUAACCACUAAAUUUUGCAAAAGCGUUUUAUUUUCAUUUUGUCACUUUGAAUUGCCUUUUUUGCUUCCAUUUUCUCCUUUUAGUCCUCAUUUCCAAGCAGUCUUUCCAGUGCCCUGUUUUUUUUAGUUUCUGUGGUGUCUAAAAGCAGCCAAUCAAUUUAUAGAAUCACCUUUGUGUGCGUGAGUUUUGUAUGGGUGUUUUUUCCUCUAUCUCUCGUUUGUUCUCAAAGAAAAAAGUUUUUAGGAUGUCUUUUGGUCACAUUUUGCUGAUUCUGAGGGUGAUGUUGUAAUUUUGUGCUAGGUUAGUUGGCAUGGUGUACUUUGGGAGUUUCCUAUUAACAAGAGUGGGAUCUACACUACACACGUGAAUUUGCCUUUCUUCUUUCCUUUCGUGUGUCGAGCCAUCACAGGCACAUAAUGUUCUUCAUUUCCUGCCGUGUGAGGCUCAGCAUUAGGUUGAAAGCACAGAACACAGCAGAGUUUUGAGUUCUUCGUCACUGUUAGUGGAGUAUAUACGGUAUAUCUAGCCUGCAUGUUUUUUUUUUUCUGUAACUGCACUGAAAACCUCAGUAUAAUGUGAUUUUAGUUUAUUAUCUUUUUUUUUUUCUUUCCAAAAUCGAAAAACAAAUAAACUAGUGCCAAAAGUUUUGCAUGUUCCUGUUGGUCACAUUUUUCCUCUGUCGUCACCUGAGAAGUUCCACUGGGCAAGAGAUUACAGUGAGUUUUACUGAUGUGAUGUGACCGAUCUAAACAGGCAGGCAAUUCCACCCUGCGUGCGCGCGUGUGCCUGGGUGUGUGUGUGUGUGUGAGUGUGUGUUUAGACUCUUGUCCAACUCUCACCCAAAACCACCACCAACCCCAUAGAGAGGAGUGUGUUUUUAGUUUUGUUUUGUGCUGUGACUAUUGAAGUGAAGUAUUUGUAUCCUUAUUAAGGUGUGUUCAUAUUUUUUUUUUUUUCUUUUCUCUAAAAGAUGUGCCUGUGGAGUCUCUCGACCAAAACACACUACUAAUAAUAGAACCAUUUCUCCAACGCACGUCCUUAUAUCACGUCUGCAACCAGUUUACAAUUUACUUUCCCAGGAUUCACUUGAUUGCCUUCUAUAUUACCGAUAUGAGAUUUCAGUUCAGAUCAGAUGUAUGUAUCAGUUUCUUUUCAAUUGAGACUAAAAUCAUGUCAUAGCUGGUUUAACUGCCACCUUUUUUUAAAGUCAUGCUAUUUGCAAAAAUCAGCCAAUCACGCAAGUCUCCAACCUCCCAGUAGCAUAAACACAUUCCCAUGUCCCUGUUAGUAGUCAGUGGUCUAGUGUCUGUAUCCAGAGUUGACACUGAUGCAGUUGUCAUCUCAACACGAGCAUUCACAGCAUCACAUCACCGCUCAUUGACAAUUCCACAGCCACUCUUUUUUUAUUAUUAUUUUUUGUUUGCUUCUAUCCAUGUCAUUUCAUGACUGUUGUGUUCUGAAACUGGCAUAUUUUGUUUCUUUCUCUUUCUCCUUUUUCUUUUGGACAUCCCACAGCUCAACAAACCUUCUCAUAGAUGUGUAAGACUAGAGUUGCACGUGUGUAACAGUGAUGGCAAGCAUUUGUUGUACUGAUAAUUGGAUUUUAGAUCUUUUCAGUUUAUUUUCAGGUUUUCCUGAUACUUUUUCUGACUAUAAAUAACCUGUGGGAUUUUUUUAUCAUUACUAUUACUGGUACAAAGUGAUUGUAUUUAACGCUAGAAUUUGUACAGUUUUUGCCUUUUCUACUAGGACAAUGUUUCAAAAUGUGAAAUUUAAAUUCAGUUUAGUGAAGCCAUGUAGAUCUUGCCACCAUGACCAAACUUACGUCUGUACCAUAGAUGAGCAAAAAGCUUUACUUAAAAAAAAAUAUCAAAUUCUGUUAAAUUCAAUUACAAUCUAGUGUCUUUGUUGUUUUUAAGUUGUGUGAUUUUGAUGUGACGAAUAGAGAAGAAUGAAUUCAUUAGUUGGCCAACAAAACCAUUUGCUUUUUAAUGUUUUCUGUUGAGACUUUUUUAUUUUGAAUGGGAUGAGACAGUUAUCAAGAUUUCACAUGGAUGUCUCCACAGGAAUACAGCUGAGUGCACACCCAACAAAGCAGUACUUUUGUAAACCAAGUGUGUGAUUCCUUUUUGGUCAGUUUGUUUAUGUACUAUUAAACUGUUUGAGAAAAUCCA